Molecule: messenger RNA, 1518 nt
Organism: Prorocentrum cordatum
Lineage: Eukaryota; Dinophyceae; Prorocentrales; Prorocentraceae
Source: the annotation of a GenBank genome assembly
AUGGCUGGCAUCGAGGAGCAGCCCGUCGACGUUUUGGAGGAGGCGGCCGAGGAAGGCGAGGCCGCGGUCGACGAGGACGACGAGGACGACGCCUUCAAGGGAGUGGACGUCGACGAGAGCCUCAAGGACAACGUGGAGGGCUCACUCCGCCUGAAGCGGCUGCUCAGCCGAGACUCAGACGUGGGCACGCCGAGGAAAAAGAGGAAGGGCAACGAUACCGGCGAGGAGUGCGACACGGCCGAGUUCAAGAACACGGUCACGGCUUUAUUGAGCAGAUGGCAGCUGCAGCACGAUGCGGUAUGCGCCCAUGUGCUCGGCGCCCUCAGUCUGGCGGAGCUGACAGAGAUGAAGAACAGUAACUAUCAGCCAGACAAGUUCAAUCAGUGGAAGUCUCCCUCCGAGCUCCUCGCGAAGUACACGAACGAGAUGAGGGAGCGCAAGAUGAUCAGCGGGUCGCCCGUCGAUCUGAUCAUGGCUUUCAAGUUCCGGUGGAAGCUCCCGCUGGACGUCGAGAAGCAGGUGAGGAAUCUUAAUCACAAGUGCCUCCGCUACGUCCUCUCGAACUACGAUGGGACGAAGACGAUGGAGGAGGUGAUCAAGGAGGCGGAGGAGCAGGAUCCGGAAGAAGCCAUCACGCAGAACACUCUGCUCGAACACCCAGGCAAGCAGACCAUGGAGAGGUUUCACCGCCUCGAGCUCAUCGACCCGCUGGCCGACUGCGCCGUCUUUGGGGAUGCCAAUCUGACUUUUGCACUGAGGCUCGCGAAGCACCGCAAGGCCCUGGGGCACGUCGGCCGAGUCAUUGCGACUACCUUCGAGGAGCACGAGACACUCCAGGAGAGAUACAAGGAGAUCGAUGAGAGCAUCAAGAUCCUCGAGGAUCACUUCUGCGAGGUGUACCACGGCGUGGACUGCACCCGCAUUGCCCUCGACCCACGCUUCAAGGACUUGGAGGGCGCCCUGGGCGCGGCCUACUACAACUUCCCGCACUCUGGCGCCAUCCAGGGGUUCUUCGACGGUCACCCGUGCGUGAACUGGCGGCACGAGAACCUGAUGCGGCUCUUCUUCCGGGCGCUGCGCGCCUACAUCAGGCCAGGCGGGAUCGUAAAGGUCGCGUCGAACAUGAGUGCUGUCGGUGUCCGCUACUCAUACAUCGUUGGCGGCGCCCUCGAAAACGAAUUCAUCCACACCGAGACGGUGCCCUUCCUCGAGUGGCACCUCCACCGCUACGGGCGGUCCUACGGUGACAAGAGAGACGUGUACAAGCGGCCAGACGCGCAGAACAACCAGAGCUACAACGCGCAGCGCGCGGAGGCCGACAUGGUGUACUGCUUCGAGUACCGCCCGUCUGGCAAGCCCAUCGGCAGGCAGGAGAUUCGGCUGCCUCCGACUCUGAAGACGCUGAUGGAGUGCGACGACGGAUCCCUGAAGGGUCUGCAGGGCCCCGCCCGGGCGAACCUCGCCAACGCGCUGCACAAGCGCUUCGUCAUGGAGGUCUCCGGCACGCACGUGGGGUGA